AUAUCUGGCAACAUCUAGAAACCUAUACGUGGAAGGAGGACUGAAGGUGAAGAAUAUAUCCCGGCAACAUCUAGAAACCUAGACGUGGACGGACGAGGAAGGACAGAAGGUGAGGAUUGCCCAGACAGUGAGAAAUGGGAGUAGAACGAGAAGUUGUGAGGCCUGGUACCGGCCCCAGGCCAACUCCAGGCCAGACCGUCGCCGUUCACUGCACUGGCUAUGGGAAAAAUGGUGAUCUCUCUCAGAAGUUCUGGAGUACAAAGGAUCCUGGGCAGAAGCCAUUUGCAUUCAAAAUUGGCCAAGGUUCUGUUAUAAAAGGAUGGGAUGAAGGAGUGCUGCAAAUGCAGGUGGGAGAGGUUGCUCUCCUUCGGUGCUCUCCUGAUUAUGCCUAUGGAGCUGGUGGAUUCCCAGCAUGGGGGAUUCAACCCAACUCGGUCUUGGUGUUUGAGAUUGAAGUCCUUGGCGCCCAGUGAUCCCUCUCUAUGACUUUACUGAAACUACCAAUAAAAGUGUCUUCUUGUCGCAAGGCACUCUAGUAGCCUAAUGCCUCUGCUUAGUGGAUAUAUAGAGAUGUUAUAUUUGUCCUCUUGAUGAGGAUGUAAGGGUGUCUUUAGACUGUUUCAGUAUAUUGCUCGAAAACAUCUGAUAUCAGACCAGCUGUUGGAGUGAUGAUAAUGAAAUAUAUUGAGGAUUAAUCACUGUUUUA
Molecule: messenger RNA, 706 nt
Organism: Punica granatum (pomegranate)
Lineage: Eukaryota; Viridiplantae; Streptophyta; Magnoliopsida; Myrtales; Lythraceae
Source: RefSeq, a predicted model, not a curated record